AUGGCCACUCUGCUCCGGAAAAUCGGGCUCAUCCGGCUGCACAACAGGGACACGGAGGAUCCCAAGCACCAUCACCACCACCACCGCAGCAGCAGCAGCAGCCAGCAGGGCUCCUCGCUCCGAGCCAAGGGCAGCCAGAAGAACAGCAGCAACAAGCAGCAGGGCAGCGCCGGCUGCAGCAGCAGCAGCAGCCCCAGCAAGGAGGGCAGCCCAGCGGGCAACAAGGCCAAGAAAGUGCUGGAGCUCUCCAAGCAGCCGCCGCAGCAGCCUGGCUCGGGGGCCCAAGCCGCAGCUGCUGCCGGGGGGGAGCAGCAGCGCCGGGCCGGCCCUGCCCAGCUGGUGCCGCCCCCGUCGGGCUCUGCCCCGCUGGCGCCCCUGGGCAGGCAGCAGCACUGCACGCAGGUGCGGAGCCGGCGGCUGAUGAAGGAGCUGCAGGACAUCGCCCGGCUGAGCGACCGCUUCAUCUCGGUGGAGCUGGUGGACGAGAGCCUGUUCGACUGGAACGUGAAGCUGCACCAGGUGGACAAGGACUCGGUGCUGUGGCAGGACAUGAAGGAGACCAACACCGAGUUCAUCCUGCUCAACCUCACCUUCCCCGACAACUUCCCCUUCUCGCCACCCUUCAUGAGGGUGCUCAGCCCCCGCCUGGAGAAUGGCUACGUGCUGGACGGCGGGGCCAUCUGCAUGGAGCUGCUCACCCCUCGCGGCUGGUCCAGUGCCUACACCGUGGAGGCGGUCAUGAGGCAGUUCGCAGCCAGCCUGGUGAAGGGUCAGGGCCGUAUCUGCAGAAAAGCUGGCAAAUCAAAAAAGUCCUUCAGUCGUAAGGAAGCUGAAGCAACAUUUAAGAGUUUAGUGAAGACCCAUGAAAAAUAUGGGUGGGUCACUCCUCCCGUCUCUGAUGGCUGA
Messenger RNA from Emys orbicularis (European pond turtle), 906 nucleotides. RefSeq names its product ubiquitin conjugating enzyme E2 QL1 (gene UBE2QL1). Lineage: Eukaryota; Metazoa; Chordata; Testudines; Emydidae. The record is from RefSeq and is a predicted model, not a curated record.